CCUCAAACUUAGCAUUCUUGACUAACCUAACCAUGUCAAGGGAUCCACUAGUGGUAGGACACGUGGUGGGUGACAUUUUGGACCCGUUUACUAAAGCAGCCUCGCUUAAGGUUCUGUACAACAACAAGGAACUGACCAAUGGGUCUGAGCUCAAGCCAUCGCAGGUAGCAAAUGAACCGAGGGUUGAAAUAAUUGGUGGGCGCGACAUGAGCAACCUUUACACUCUGGUGAUGGUGGAUCCAGACUCCCCAAGUCCAAGUAACCCAACAAAAAGAGAAUACCUUCAUUGGUUGGUGACAGACAUCCCGGAAUCAGCAAAUGCUAGCUAUGGAAACGAAAUCGUCAGCUAUGAAAACCCAAAGCCAACUGCUGGAAUACAUCGCUUUGUCUUUGUUCUCUUCCGCCAGUCUGUCCAGCAAACCGUUUAUGCACCAGGAUGGAGACAAAAUUUCAACACGAGAGACUUUUCUGCGUUCUAUAAUCUUGGACCUCCUGUGGCUGCAGUGUUCUUCAAUUGUCAAAGGGAGAAUGGGUGUGGAGGCAGACGAUAUAUUAGAUAAACACCAUCUCAUUGACUGCACCGCAAGAAGGAAUAUUACUUAAAUUUGAAAGAAAAGAAAAUUGCAAGGCCAGACACUUCGCAAAGCGAUGAUAAUGCUGGGUCUUAAAAUGUAGCUUCAUUUGAAAAUUAAAUUACUUUGCCACAUCUGCAAGUGCAAUGAAAUUAGCUUAUAGUUUCAUCAU
This is a messenger RNA of Zea mays, 744 nucleotides long. Its product is annotated as ZCN19 protein. NCBI's taxonomy places the organism in Eukaryota, Viridiplantae, Streptophyta, Magnoliopsida, Poales, Poaceae. The record is from RefSeq and is marked provisional.